Messenger RNA from Endocarpon pusillum Z07020, 639 nucleotides. RefSeq lists its product as uncharacterized. The coding region runs from base 1 to 639 and encodes 212 amino acids. The record is from RefSeq and is a predicted model, not a curated record. The transcript has a single exon. Lineage: Eukaryota; Fungi; Ascomycota; Eurotiomycetes; Verrucariales; Verrucariaceae.
AUGUCCUUCUCAUCCGAACCCGCCCUCUCCAAACCCACCCCAGCCCAAACCAUCUACCAGCACUACCCUCACCCCAACCCUCACCCGCGAACCACAACCUCCAGCAAGGCCUCCAUCGCCUCGCACAACAAGGAUUCCUGCCUCCCACGCAUCAAACCCAUAACGAAGCACAGCGGCAUUUCCGUCUCAUCCUGGUUCAAAGCCUUCUUCCAGAUCGUCAUCGCCCUCUCCACCCUCGGCGCCUCCGUCUCGUUCAACUUCAUCCUCUCCGACAUCAAGGAGCCCAAGUUCAUGUGGAGCAAGCCCCAGAUCCAAGUCUACCUGUCCAUCAGCUGGCUGCUUUUCCUGCUGGCCUUGGCUUUUGCCAGUCUGGCGUCGACGCUCCUGAAUUUCUUUCAGGGACACGCAGUCAGGGAUUGGGAUGGGGACGAUCCGAGGAGGAAGAGGGUGUUGCAGUAUUAUGCGACGCUGACGUGUUUGGUGCUGUAUGGAUUGGUGAUUGCGGCGUUUGCGGUGAUGGGGUUGGUGGUUAUGGCUUAUAGUUUUGUGGUUGGGUGGGUGGCGGUCGGGUUUACUGCUAUGUUUGGGAUUGGGGGCUUUUUGUGCAUUGGUAUACAGAGUCCGUUAUGCUUGUCUUGA